AUGAAUACCUAUAUAGGCAGUGCAGCGCAUCAACUCGGUUACGCUUCCGCACGCCAAGAGAUAGUCGGCGCAUUUGAGCAAGGAGGCUAUAUCUUGACGGAAACAAAUACCGCCAACCAGACGCUUUUACAUAUUGUGGCUGAGCUCGACUCCGACCGCGCACACUCGUGGUUCGAUCUCCUCCAGCACAAGGGGCUCGAUGUCGAGGCGAAAGACAAGAGCGGAGGUGCUCCUCUGGAUAGUGCAAAGCGCAACCAGUAG
This is a messenger RNA of Penicillium atrosanguineum, 261 nucleotides long. RefSeq names its product biotin synthase. Bases 1 to 261 code for a protein of 86 amino acids. NCBI's taxonomy places the organism in Eukaryota, Fungi, Ascomycota, Eurotiomycetes, Eurotiales, Aspergillaceae. The transcript is spliced from 2 exons. The record is from RefSeq and is a predicted model, not a curated record.